CCGCCCUUUCCCCUUCCCCCAAGAGAACACUUUUCUGUCUUUCAAAGCCUGUCACUCUCUCAUCUCAAGAUACCACUCCCUUGACAUUUCUUCUUCCCCUUUUUCUUUUUUCUUCGAGCAAAUUUCUUUCACAAGAGACAAGAAAAUUGAAACCAAACAGAAACAAUUGAUGAUUCGUGAAAUGUAUUCUCAAAUAGUAAUGAUACUUCCAAGUAUAUUUCACACAAGCUAGAUCUUCCAAAAACAAUUUCAGAUCUGCUAUCAACAAGCUCACUAAUGAAGCCCUAGCCGAAAAAAACGUCCUUCUCAAAGCUAUGGUUCUAAAUCUCCAUGGUUUUAGAACUCCUUCUCUUGAUUCUCUCGCUGGGGAAGAGCGUGAUGAUGUGUUCUUCAACAACAUAUUUAUGUUUCUUGAUUUUGUUUCAGUUUUUUAAUGUUGGAUUUUUCUAAAACCUCUUAUCUAAAAUAUAUUUCAUCAAAAAUAUAACUGAUUGAGUUUUGAUUUUGUUACUGUCGGUUGUAAUUCGCAGGUUCGGAUUUAGUUUAUGUUACUUUGGUGAUUGAUAGUGUGUGAAAUGAUUUAAAGUUUAAACAGGGUUUUGAAAAAUCAGCAAGCAAGCCUUUUGUGUUCACCUGAGAGUUGGUUCUUAUGCUUGUGCUGAAUGGAACUUUGGAGGUUUCCCUGUUUGGCUCAAGUACAUUACAGGUAUCAGUUUCAGAACUGACAAUGAACCAUUUAAGUUUCAAAUGCAAAGAUUUACUACUAAGAUUGUGAAUAUAAUGAAAGCUGAAAGGUUGUAUGAAACACAGGGUGGUACGAUAAUUCUAUCUCAGAUUGAAAAUGAAUAUGGACCGAUGGAGUACGAACUCGGUGCUCUUGGUAAAGCCUCUACCCAGUGGGCUGCACAAAUGGCUGUAGGAGAUGAAGCGAAGAAUAUGAUGAAAAAGGAUUUGAUAUGUUCUGUUGAGUCUGAUUUUUUCUGUAAAUGUGAUAUAUGUCUUACCAUAACAAAGGUACUUUUUGUUGUGGAUGGAUGGAUUGUAACUAAACCAGAAGAAGCUCUAUCAAGGUGGGACAAUUUCAUCAAGCAUAGAAAUCAGGUGAAGUGGAAGGAACUUAACUUAGUGAGGGAUAAGAUAAAAACACUGCAGCAUGUAAUUUUGUGGAGGGCUGCUUGUGGAGAGCAAGCAUUCUCAACACAGUAAUUAAUGAAAAGAGCAGUACAACAUGUUUUAGAGCAACUAUAAUGUCUGAUGCUUCGAGGAAAAGCGGUGAAAAUUCUAACUUGUGGAGACUUUGCAUUGUGAUAAAGGUUGAGGAAAUGAAUACUUUGAUAAACAUGUUGAUGUAUUGAUUAAUGGAUAAAGCUUGAGAUAUCAGGCAAGUAUAAAAAACUCCUCUUUCGUAGAACUUAACAGAACGAAAUACCACUAUUGUCUAAUUUUCUGUAUCAUUAUACUAACCAUCUUAAUGAACACCUUUACAUUUCAGAUCAUUCUACUUUAAAGUGACGGUCUUGAGCGCCUAUUCCUAUGGAAAACCAAGGACGAUUUACGCAAAGAUGCCCACAUGAUGGAGUUCAUGAACGUUUUUAACCGACUGCUAUCCAAAUGUCUUAAAAGCUACAGAAGAAAGCUAAAUAUUCACACUUUUGCUAUGAUUCCUCUGACAGAUUUACACUUUUGGAUUCAUUAGCAUUGUGGGAGGUUUUAUUUAUAAUUACACCAAGAAAAAAUAAUAUGUUUUUUUUCUCUUAA
Messenger RNA from Vicia villosa (hairy vetch), 1758 nucleotides. Its product is annotated as beta-galactosidase 3-like. The coding region runs from base 748 to 1206 and encodes 152 amino acids. Lineage: Eukaryota; Viridiplantae; Streptophyta; Magnoliopsida; Fabales; Fabaceae. The transcript has 9 exons. Gene Ontology annotation, biological process: carbohydrate metabolic process. Gene Ontology annotation, cellular component: vacuole; cell wall. Gene Ontology annotation, molecular function: beta-galactosidase activity. The record is from RefSeq and is a predicted model, not a curated record.